Molecule: messenger RNA, 2363 nt
Organism: Ceratina calcarata
Lineage: Eukaryota; Metazoa; Arthropoda; Insecta; Hymenoptera; Apidae
Gene: Vdup1
Product: arrestin family protein Vdup1
Exons: 6
Coding region: 851-1867 (338 amino acids)
Biological process (GO): protein transport
Cellular component (GO): cytoplasm
Source: RefSeq, a predicted model, not a curated record
CGAUAUAAACAAAUGAUUACAUUUACUGUAAAAGAACUUAAAAUGCUUCAAAGAAAAUCAGAGUAGGUAUCGAUUACUAUUCGCGUACUAAUGAAAAGCCUGAAGACACCCACGGGUUCCUGGAUGGAAAGGGUUCAAACCGUGGAAAUAAGGAGUUUGAACCGUUAGCGCAAUAAAGAAUACUUGGAAAAUGUACCCACGAGUUGGGUUGGGAUAGGGAUCUAUGCUAAACGAGCCUUAUCGAGUUUAUUCAUCGAUGUACAGUCAGUUGAAGUACAGCAACGCGGUAAAGCGAAACGAUCUACGUAAUCCUGGGGCUUGGUGAACUGGUAGCUGUUCUCCAUUGGCCGACGGAGGAAGGCAGGUAGAUACAUAAUUACGUUCGGCUGGAGGUGGAAGCGACGACACAGGUAGGGGAGCGAAAGUGAACACAGCUCCAAGAAUGGGCAGGAAGAGACGAGGCUCCUUGAGCCAGCGGCAUAAAGUUUGACGGAUAGUAGCGUGGGUGCUCUUCGUUAUCAAUCGUUCUCCACCGAUCGUUGGGAUCGACUGGCUUCGAUCGGGAUUUAUCGUAUCAGAGUCCGAGGAAAAUGAAAGUGGACGGGACUCGAUCGGAAGGCUGGCCGGUCGAAUGAGGUUUACCCGUGGAUUCCAAAGAGAGAAACGCAGCGUGCGCAAGGUUAUGAGCUUGGUUCGAUCACUGGCACGUUCCAGUGUCUGGCAGUGAUUCCUCGCUGACAUGCACGCGGCCCCCGCUGCAAGGAAUUUCAAAGUCUCGGUGCGUAAUCAUAAUCGGUUCUGUCGCGGGCCCGUGCUGACGUGAACGAUCAUCCUUGAACGAUCCGGGACGAUGACGCGAAAGUUGAGCAAAUUUUUGAUACUGUUCGACAACACGAACCUGUUGUACUUUCCCGGUCACUUUCUGUCGGGCCGUGUGCUCAUCGAACUGGACGACGAGGCCUAUGUUUCAGGUUUGCAUUUUCAUGUGAUCGGAGAAGGAGUAGUGCGUGUACGCAGCCAACGCGCCGAGAGGGUCUACGACAAAGAGAACUACAUUGAUUUUCGUAUGAGAUUGCUGGGUGAGCCAGGAGAGGGACCGUCGCUGCUAUCGCCGGGUAUCCACAGCUUUCCAUUCAAAUUAGGCUUACCCCUGGGCCUGCCGUCUACCUUCCUGGGUAAACAUGGCUGGGUACAAUAUUAUUGCAAGGCUGCACUCCGCGAGCCCGGCGGUUUGACGCACAAGAACCAGCAGGUCUUCAUCGUGAUGAACCCCAUCGAUCUGAAUUUGGAGCCGCCAAUCCUCGCGCAACCAGCGAGGCAAGAAAUAGAGCAGAGAGUCGGAGUCUCCUGCGUGUCCGGUGGCCCUGUAUUCUGCAGGGUGAGUCUCGAUAGAGGCGGAUACGUACCUGGCGAGACUAUCGGCAUUUCAGCCACUGUCAGCAAUCGGAGCAAAGUGACGAUAAAAUCGACGAAAGCAUCGUUGACCGAGACGAUUCAGUACUUAUGCCGUGGCAAAGUGCUAGCGAGCGAGACGAGAGAAUUAGCGAGCGUUUCCAGGGGUAAAAUUCGCCCGGGCGAAGGCGAGGAGUGGUUGAACGAACAGAUGUACGUACCACCCCUGCCGCCUACCAAUCUCCGUGGCUGCCAUCUCAUCAACGUCCUUUAUCACGUCUAUUUUGUGAUAAGCCCGAAGAGCUUGGAUAAAGAGAUUAAGCUUCAAAUACCAAUCGUCCUGGCCACUUAUCCUCUAAGACAGGAAGGUGCACCAGCAGGGACCGCGCCUUCGAAAAGAGGCGCGCAUUACCCGUCAACGUUGCCGAUAUUUCGGCCGUGGCUCGACGACAAAGCAUUCGAAAUACAAGAGUGAAGGUCGGAUCAACUUUCACACUUGUGACGGCGGUAUUGUAAAUUGAAGAAAGUUAAUACGCUUAUAACAAAACUUAUACUCGAAUCAAACUCACAAGUCAGCUAAACGAGAUUCGUUUAGUAAAAAGAAGUAAUUAAACGUACUUAUAAACGAAUCAACUUCGUUGAUAUCUUGUAAAUGUCUAUGACUAGUUAAAAAUAUUUAUGAUACUUUUAAUACUUAAAAAAGUAUUGCAGAUAAUAUUUCGAACGAGGAUGUUAAGUGUAAAAAUGAACAGAGCGGUUUUAAAUGCUGAAAAUAAUCUUAUUAUUAACGAAUCAUUUUUACGAGGUAACAAUUGUAUAAAGAUUCUAUUUUAUUGUAUAAAAUAAUCAAACAUGUUCGUGUAUUGAAGUGAUGGCCAUAUUUAUGUACAGUAAAUAUGUCUUAUUAUUAAGAGGAGUAUAACAUUACGAAUAUUAAAAAAGAAAUAAUCAUUAUGAUGAAAAAAUGGGAA